Messenger RNA from Botrytis porri, 1933 nucleotides. RefSeq lists its product as uncharacterized. The transcript is spliced from 5 exons. Bases 1 to 1467 code for a protein of 488 amino acids. The record is from RefSeq and is a predicted model, not a curated record. Gene Ontology annotation, molecular function: macrolide binding; peptidyl-prolyl cis-trans isomerase activity. Gene Ontology annotation, cellular component: chromatin; nucleolus. Lineage: Eukaryota; Fungi; Ascomycota; Leotiomycetes; Helotiales; Sclerotiniaceae.
AUGCCUCUCCUUCCAGUCGCUAUGUACGGCCUCGAGGUCCCAGCAGGAGAUAUUCUCAUCCCUGCUGUUCCAGAUUUCCCAGCUACCUUCCGCAUUACCAUGGCAGCAAUUGACCCCACUGAACCUGCCGAUGAUGCUGAAGGUGUCAAGCCUAGAUCAACCUUAAAGGUCAUUCGUCAAUCGAGUGCUGAGGAUGAAGAAGAAGACAGUGAAGAUGAUGAUGAAGGUUCGGAUGAUUUAUUACGUGCUUUGUUGGCAGAUAAUGACUCUGGAUCAGAUGAGGAUAGCGAGGACGACGAAGAAGCCAACGGAGGACCAAGCGACCCCUCCAAGUCCAAGAAAGCCCAAAAGCAAGCUGCUCUUAAGGAACUUCUUGCUUCCAUCGGCAAAGACGACUCCGACGAAGAAAUGGAGGACGCUUCCGACAAGAAGAAGGUCGCCAAGAAAGGAAAGGCAAAGGCCACCGCCGAGGUCGAGGAGGAGAGCGACGAAGAGAGUGAGGAUGGUGAGGGUGUUGAGGUUGAGGAAUAUGUUCUCUGCACUCUUGACCCAGAAAAUCACUAUCAACAACCUCUCGACAUCACCAUUGGCGAGGACGAGACCGUUUUCUUCAAGGUCACUGGUACCCACACAAUCUACCUCACUGGUAACUACGUGAUCCCAGAUGAUAACGGACACAACCACCACCACGAGGUUUACGACUCUGAUGAGGAAGACGAUGAGGACUAUGACCUCUCUCCAGAUGAGGAUGAACUCGAACUCGAGAUGGACUCGGAUGAGAGCGAUGAACUCGAUGGUGCCCGCAUUACCGAGGUCGAGUCCGAGGACGAGGAAGCCCCAAAACUUGUCAAGGCCGACAAGAAGGGCAAGAACAAGCGCUCUGCCGAUGAAAUCGAGGAGGCCGCAUCCCUCGAUUCAAUUAUGGCCAAGGCUGCUGACUCUGAGGAGCCAAAGCUUAGCAAGAAGCAACAAAAGAAGUUGAAGAAGAACAAUGGCGAGGCUGCCCCAGCCAAGGCAGAAGAGGUCAAGAAGGAUGCCGCUAAGGAUGAGAAGAAGGUUCAAUUCGCUAAGAAUCUCGAGCAAGGACCAACUGGAUCUGCCGCAGCUAAGGUAGACCCCAAGAAACCUGCAUUGGGCGUCAAGACUGUCGACGGAGUAAAGAUCGAUGACAAGAAGCUUGGUUCCGGACCAGUUGCCAAGAAGGGUAACAGAGUUGGCAUGCGUUACAUCGGAAAGUUCACUGAUGGCAAAGUCUUUGACUCAAACAAGAAGGGCAAGCCUUUCUCUUUCAAGCUCGGUGCCGGCGAGGUCAUCAAGGGCUGGGACAUCGGUGUUGCUGGUAUGUCAGUCGGCGGAGAGCGUAGAUUGACAAUUCCAGCACACCUUGCAUACGGCAGCAAGGGUGUCCCUGGUAUCCCAGGUAACUCCACCUUGACUUUCGAUGUCAAGCUCCUUGAGAUCAAGUAAACGCCAUCGUCAUUUGUAUAAGAAAGUCUCAAUCGGUUCAGAAGUGUGUUCUGGAAUGAUUCGAGGCUGAUGGUCACUUUGAUUUUCAUAUUUAUUGUACAAUUUUCUCUUUACUUUCAUGUAUCUCCUUGCUGUUUGCGAUUUCAUGAUAUUUUCAUGAUAUGUCAAUCAGCGAUGUAAUGUUUUUGCAUAAGUCUCCGACCUGAGCAGUUCUCUGUUUAAACAGGAAGUAGACUACGCAAAAUGGGAUGAUGAGAUUUGCAUAGCACUACAGGCGUAUUUUCAAAAAGUUCGAAUAGGUUUUCAACACAGGGGAUUGUGCUUUAAUCGGUUAUCUCAUAAUAAACAAAAACUACCAUACCAAUGCAAUAUCGCCCUUGCCCAAUGAUAUCUGAUGGUGAUGCCUUCCCUUGUUGAGCACAGAAUCUCUCCAUGGGUAGGAGCUCUCAUAGCAAAUGAUAGACAC